GUUUGCGAAAGUGACUGCAAAGCAGAAUAAUCUGUUGCUCGUUAUAUUUGAAGAUAUUCCAAUUUCCAAAUGUUUAAUCGAGAUAGAGACCACAAUAGAGGCCGCAGAGGUGGUGGUGGUAGAGGUAGUAAUAGAGGAGGUGGUGAUAAUAUCCGUGGAACUAGUAUUAGUAGGUUUGGUAUACGUGGUAGAGGUACUACUAAUAAUAUUAGAGGUAUUAUAAAAAACAAACAACCUGGUGGAGCCCUUAGGAAAAUUAAUUGGGAUGUAAGAUCUUUAGAACCUUUACGCAAAGAUUUUUAUAUUGAACAUCCUACAGUUAGAAGCAGAUCAAAGGAAGAAGUUUGUCAGUUUCGAGAAAAUGCAGAAAUAACUAUAAAAGGUGAUAAUAUACCAAAUCCUAUACAAUAUUUUGAAGAGGGAAAUUUUCCACCUUAUGUAUUAGAAGAAAUACGUAAACAAGGAUACUCUCAACCUACAGCAAUUCAAGCUCAAGGAUGGCCUAUUGCACUUAGUGGCAGAGAUCUAGUUGCUAUUGCUCAAACUGGUUCUGGAAAGACACUAGGAUAUGUUUUACCAGCAAUUGUACAUAUCAUACACCAACCACGUCUUAGUAAUGGAGAUGGUCCAAUUGCUUUAAUCUUAGCUCCUACAAGGGAAUUAGCUCAACAAAUUCAAGAAGUAGCUAAUUGUUUUGGAGAAUCUGCAGGUGUAAGAAAUACAUGUAUCUUUGGUGGAGCACCCAAAGGUCCACAGGCACAUGAUUUAGAACGAGGUGUUGAAAUAUGUAUUGCUACACCAGGUAGACUCAUUGACUUCUUAGAAAGAGGAACUACGAAUUUGCGCAGAUGCACUUAUUUAGUAUUAGACGAAGCAGAUAGAAUGUUAGAUAUGGGUUUUGAACCUCAGAUAAGAAAAAUAAUUGAACAAAUUCGACCUGAUAGACAAGUUUUAAUGUGGUCAGCUACAUGGCCUAAAGAAGUUCGAGCAUUAGCUGAAGAUUUUUUAUCUGAUUAUAUGCAUCUUAAUAUUGGUUCUCUGACUUUAUCAGCCAACCAUAACAUUAUUCAAAUUGUGGAUGUUUGUCAAGAAUUCGAAAAAGACUUAAAAUUAUAUAGAUUACUUCAAGAAAUUGGAAAUGAAAAAGAAAAUAAAACAAUUAUUUUUGUUGAAACAAAACGAAAAGUAGAUGAUAUUACAAGAAAUAUCAGACGAGAUGGAUGGCAAGCAUUAAGUAUCCAUGGUGAUAAAAAUCAACAAGAAAGAGAUCAUGUAUUACAAGAAUUUAAAAGUGGAAGAGCCCCUAUUUUAGUUGCAACAGAUGUAGCUGCUAGAGGCUUAGAUGUAGAUGAUGUUAAAUAUGUGAUAAACUUUGAUUACCCAUCAUCGUCAGAAGAUUACAUACAUAGAAUUGGUCGUACUGGACGAAGAAGACAAACUGGCACUGCUUAUGCAUUCUUUACAAGCCAUAAUAUGAAACAUGCAGGAGAUUUAAUAGAAGUAUUAAGAGAAGCAGGUCAAAAUAUAAAUCCACGACUUACUGAAAUGGCAGAGUUAGCAAAAUCAGGAACUUAUGGAAAUAGAAGUGGUAAACGAUUUAUGACUAAUGAUAGAAGUAAUGCAAGAAGAGGUAAUACUGAUACUAGAGGACGAGGUGGUUCUACAAGAGGAAGAGGUGGCACUAAUGGUCGUGGUGGAAAUUCUUAUCAGUCUACUUCAAACAGUUAUUCAAGUUCAGAUUAUAGUAGUUAUAAUAAUAUGAAACAAAGUAAUUCAACUAAUCAGAAUACAGGGUAUGGGUAUACACAAAGAACUUAUGGGCAAAGUAAUUUAGCACAAAGUUAUGGAGGAGGAGAUAAUUAUGGAAAUACUUAUCAGUAUAGAGGAACAACAUAUUAA
Eufriesea mexicana is the source of this 1899-nucleotide messenger RNA. Its product is annotated as ATP-dependent RNA helicase dbp2. The transcript has 7 exons. The record is from RefSeq and is a predicted model, not a curated record. Bases 70 to 1899 code for a protein of 609 amino acids. Gene Ontology annotation, molecular function: ATP binding; nucleic acid binding; RNA helicase activity. Lineage: Eukaryota; Metazoa; Arthropoda; Insecta; Hymenoptera; Apidae.